Molecule: messenger RNA, 2340 nt
Organism: Pelobates fuscus (common spadefoot toad)
Lineage: Eukaryota; Metazoa; Chordata; Amphibia; Anura; Pelobatidae
Product: extracellular calcium-sensing receptor-like
Exons: 5
Coding region: 1-2340 (779 amino acids)
Biological process (GO): G protein-coupled receptor signaling pathway
Cellular component (GO): plasma membrane
Molecular function (GO): G protein-coupled receptor activity
Source: RefSeq, a predicted model, not a curated record
AUGAAGUUCGCUUUUGAGGAAAUAAACAGGAACACCACUCUACUUCCUAACCUAACGCUGGGCUUCCAAGUCUAUGACUCGUGUGCUGGGCUUCAGCAAGAGCUGGAUGGAACCCUGAAGAUGCUAACAGGUCAAAAUCAGGGAGUGCCAAAUUACAUUUGCUCAAAAUUACCACGUGUGUCCUCUAUUAUCGGACACUCCGUUUCCACCUUCUCUAUACUCAAUGCUCAUGUACUCGGGUUAUACAGAUACCCACAGAUAAGUUACUUAUCGACCAGCUCUAUCUUGAGUGAUAAAACUCAAUUCCCCUCCUUCUUCAGGACUGUCCCAAGUGAUGUCUUUCAAUCCAAAGGUAUAGCACAGAUGGUGUUACACUUUUCCUGGACAUGGGUUGGGUUAGUGGCUGUGGAUGAUGACUAUGGACGUCUGGGCAUUCAGGUUAUUAUGCAGGAACUCCUCAGGGGUGGAGCUUGUGUGGCAUUUGUAGAAUAUAUAAUGACUAAUCGCAUGGAACAAAUUCCUCACAUCACAAAAAUUCUCAAAGAAUCAACAGCUACAGUUGUGAUUCUUUUUACUACUGAUGCAGAGGCGAUGUUAAUUUUGGAUGAGAUGCUAAGGCAAAAUGUAACAGGUAAAUCUUUUGUGGCCAGUGAAGCUUGGUCAAUCUCAAAUAUGUUAACAGUGAACAAAUAUUCUUCACUACUCUCUGGAACUAUUGGUUUCUCAUUCCAUAGCUCAAUAAUCCCAGGAUUUGGAGAGCUCCUGAACAAUAUUCAUCCCAUCAACACUAGAGAUAAUCCAUGGAUUAAAAUCUUCUGGGAAAAAGUCUUUGGUUGUACAUUUUUACAACAAAUGAGCCUGAUAGGUUCUUGGUACAAUUCCACAUUGUGUACAGGAAAUGAGACUAAGGGGAAUAUCCAAAAUACUUUCUAUGAUGUAUCAAACUUAAGAAGUGCCUAUAACCUUUAUACUGCAAUUCAUGUCAUUGCUAAAUCUUUACAUGAUAUGCUAACAUGCCAGAAGGAUAAAGGAACAUUUAACAAUGGAAGCUGUGCUGAUAUCCAUCAUUUCCAACCAUGGCAGCUGUCAUACUACAUCCAAAAUGCUCGAGUGAAGUUGAGCAAUGGGCGAGAACACUUCUUUGACCUGAACAGUGACCCGCCUGCAGUGUAUGAUAUUGUAAACUGGCAGGUGAAUUCAGAUGGCACUACGAGGCACGUCAAAGUGGGCAGCUAUGAUACCACUAAGUUUGAUGAGAACUCCUUUCAAAUAAACCAUAAUGCUGUCCUAUGGGCAUAUGGCGAAGGACAGGUACCUGUUUCAGUCUGCACUCAGAGCUGCCUUGCGGGUUUUCGGAAGGUAUUAAGGCGGGAUAUGCCUGUUUGUUGUUUUCAAUGUGUGCCAUGUCCUGUGGGAGAGAUUUCUAACAGUAGAGACUCAGGUGAAUGCUACAAGUGUCCAUGGGAUCAGUGGCCCAGCACCCAGAAAGACAGAUGUCUCCAAAAGAACAGAGAGUUUCUCUCCUUUGAAGAGCCUUUGGGUGCUGCUCUAGCUGCCACAAGUGCUUUUUCAUCCUUGCUGCCAAUUUCUAUCUUUGGACUUUUCAUUCUUUAUAAGAACACUCCAAUUGUCAGAGCAAAUAACUUCUCUCUAAGUUGUCUUCUCCUAAUGUCGAUGUCUCUCUGCUUCCUCAGCUCCUUAGCUUUUAUAGGUAACCCUCAGGCUGAGAAAUGUCUUUUACGACAAGUUGCAUUUGGCACAGUCUUUACACUUUGUGUCUCUUGCAUUCUAGCUAAAACCAUCAUGGUGGUUUUUGCCUUUAUGGCCACAAAGCCUGGUAGCAGAUUAAAGAGAUGGGCUAGACCACGGGUUUCCUACAUGAUUAUUACCUCAUCCUCCUCUUUACAAUUCAUUUUGUGUAUCACAUGGAUUUCAUAUGCCCCUCCUUUCCCAAUAGACAACAUACAAACCAAACCAGGAAUUAUCAUUGUUGAAUGUAACGAUGGUUCACCCACAGCCUUCUGGUGCAUGUUAGGAUACCUUGGUCUCCUGGCCACAAUCAGUUUCAUUGUUGCAUUUUUGGCUAGGAGACUUCCUGACAGUUUCAAUGAAGCCAAGUUCAUCACCUUCAGCAUGCUGGCCUUCCUUAGUGUCUGGGUGUCCUAUAUCCCGGCUUCUCUUAGUUCCACUGGAAAGUAUACGGUGGCCAUGGAGGUGUUUGCCAUUCAGUCCUCUACCUGGGCCCUGGUUGUUUGCUUGUUUGCCCCUAAGUGUUUUAUUAUAUUACUUAGACCAGAGCUGAACUCAAGGGAACAUCUCUUGGGGAAAUCCAAAAGCUAA